AUGUCUAACGUCGCCGAAUUCCAGCCUCGUCGUGAUGAUAAAUUUGAGCUAGAAGAUAUCACGGAAACAGAGGAUGAUCGUCAUUCAGUUCAAUGGAAAGAUGGACAAUAUACAAGUCAGCGACCUAUUUCUACCAUUCCAAAUUCUGGCACUAGGCUUCGUCCCUCAAGUAGCGAGUCAGAUCAAUCUCGAGAAAGAAGUGACUAUGGAUCAGUUCCAGCAUACACUUCUUCUGGAAGUGCCGAGUGUAGUUUUCCCCGUUAUACGUCUCAUCAACCACGGUAUAGAAGACAACCGAACUCUGUACACAUCAGGCAACCAGGAGAACGGUCAUUUCUACCCACGGCUUAUGCUACACAACAUCAGUAUCGAACACCCUCUCCAUCACCGCCUCCACUGUCUCCACCACGUAUAAGAAUCAGCCGUCAACGUUCUCCCCCUUCGCCUACUUACUCAGUCUUCCGGAAUCAAAGUACUUUUACACCAGCCGCCAGAUAUCAAAUGGAUUCCGGCUUACCAUCUAUGCGCCACAGAAAUGCUUAUACGAGCACCGCGAGACCAGAUCAGUAUACUGGUGCUUGGGGGGCUCAAGUAACUGAGUUUAGAACAGCUGAAGGAAAUGAUGCGUACAGAAGGUUCUUGAGGAGCGAAGCCGGAAUGAUAUAA
Molecule: messenger RNA, 666 nt
Organism: Botrytis byssoidea
Lineage: Eukaryota; Fungi; Ascomycota; Leotiomycetes; Helotiales; Sclerotiniaceae
Exons: 2
Coding region: 1-666 (221 amino acids)
Source: RefSeq, a predicted model, not a curated record